AUGAAAUUCAUGACCUUCAAUAUUCGCCAUGACCAUGGCCCACAAUCCCUAAGGGAAUCAUUUACAUCAGCAGAGGUUCCCGAGUCAUUGGCUGGUGAACAACCAUGGGCCAUCCGCAAGUGGAAAGUAGCCGACACCGUACUGCUGUGGUCACCCGAUAUUGUAGGGUUUCAGGAGCCUGAACAUCAUCAGGUUAUCGACUUGCAAUCACUACUACACGACGAGUAUGAUUGGGUGGGAGCAGGUCGUAACGAUGGUAAUGAGGAUGGUGAAUAUUGUCCAGUAUUCUACAAGCGUGAGCUACUCAAGGUGAACAGCUGGAAAACAUUAUGGCUAUCAAAAGAACCUGAGACCCCUGGUAGCAAAGGGUGGGAUGCUAGCCAUCCUCGUAUUGCCAAUUGGGUCGAAUUUGAACGUAAAUCGGAUGGAUCCAAAUUUACGUUGUUGAAUGCCCACUUUGAUCAUCAAGGUGUGGAAUCUCGACGUGGAGCCGCACAACUAAUUUUGGAACGUGUUCAAGCCAAUCCUGGAUUGACGGUAUUGAUGGGUGACCUUAACUCCCCUGAAGAUGAUCCCGGUUAUCAAACAUUGACUGGUGGUGGAGAUACCGAUCGCAAUGAUACCAUGCAUUGUCUUGAGGAGUUGAAUGAUCGAUUGAAGCUUGAUUAUGCCACAAAAACGGGAGAGCCAGUACGCACUUCGGGCCCAAAUGCAAACAUGACAUUGCCAACGCAUCGUGUUAUGCGCCCUGGUCAAAUCCUACAAAACCUUCGUGGGAACACAGAUGGUGACACCGACACGAAAUUUGUGGAUACACGAUAUGAGCUUGCCACUCGUCUUAACAAGAAGCCUGGUGAUACACAUGCAACAAUGAGUGGUCCAUUGGGAGAUAAGAAUACCUUCACCAGCUUUGGAGCAGGUGAUCCAGACCAAUGCAAUGCUCCUAGACGCCUUGAUUACAUCAUGAUGAUGAAGCACCAAAAUGUCACCGUACGUCGAUUUGGUGUUCUCAGCAAUAUCUUUGACGAUAAUUUGUAUAUCAGUGACCAUCGUCCAGUUGUAGCUGAGCUUGAGUGGUGA
Molecule: messenger RNA, 1080 nt
Organism: Lichtheimia ornata
Lineage: Eukaryota; Fungi; Mucoromycota; Mucoromycetes; Mucorales; Lichtheimiaceae
Exons: 4
Coding region: 1-1080 (359 amino acids)
Molecular function (GO): 3'-5'-RNA exonuclease activity
Source: RefSeq, a predicted model, not a curated record